GCAAACUGUAACAGUAUUAGAUAGUAUUGUGAGUCGACCCCUAUUUGGCGUUAGCCCCUAUUUCAACUUAAACCGGAGUGCACGCUUCAAACAAUCGGGUUUCAAUCCAAGGCGACAUAAUUGGAAUUUACUGAGUUGUCAACAGGAAAUUAUUGAUGUAUACUAAGGUCAUGAGAUUACUAUUUAGAGGUAUCCGACACGGCGUUUGCGGAGUUGCGGAGAUUGAAUGCGGUUUUGCGGACCUCAUUCGACGGAUCAUCCGUCAUGGACCCUCCGCCGCUCCAACUAUUAACCUGGACGACCUGUGAUAUCGCAUUGAUAUGUGGGAACAUUUAUGCCUAGAAAGAAAUUAUAGUAUCAUCAUCUAUGGUUGAUCGGCGUAUAUAACCUCGCAUCAACGUCACAUAGAAUCAUACAUGUUAAUCAUUUGACUUACCUACAUAACUAUCCAUUGCGAUUACUAAGACAACCACAGUCCCUCUUCCAGCUUCAGGAUGACCCUUACAGUUCAUCACCUAGGUGUCUCGCAAUCAGACAGAGUUGUAUGGUUAUGCGAAGAACUUGGUAUCGAAUAUGAAUUCAAGAAAUACGACCGAUCGCCUAUAAUGGCGCCGCCAGAAUACAAGGCGCUGCAUCCGUUGGGGUCGGCCCCUGUUAUUGAAGACGGGGAGGUUAAAAUCGCCGAGUCGGGCGCUUGUGUCGAAUACAUCUCGCAGACAUAUGGGAAUGGAAGGCUCACAAUCGCUCCAGGACAGAAGGGUUAUGCAGAGUAUCUAUAUUGGUUUCACUUCGCAAAUGGGACUUUACAACCUGCAUUGUUGCUCAAUCUGUCACUGUCCCGAUCGGGACUGGGCGAAGAUGAUGAAAUAGUGAAGCGCUAUGAGGGCAGGCAAAAGCAAAUCCUCGAGUUCGUGGAUCGGCGCUUAUCCGAGGUACCCUGGUUCGCUGGUGACCAAUUCACUGUGGCGGAUAUUAUGAACGUAUGCUGCCUCACAACAAUGCGCUGCUUCCUAAAGUAUGAUAUCGGUGGUUAUCCUAACAUCCUCGCAUAUCUCAAACGGGUCGCCGAAAGGGACGGGUAUAAGCGCGCGAUGCAAAAGGGAGAUCCGGAUCAGAACAUUGACGAGUUGACUGGUGCUGCACCUCCCCCUUUACCGAAAGCUUUGGCGGCAGCGGUGCGGGCCCGUUUGUCCUAGGCGCCAGGGCGCUGGGGCGUGUAUAUAAUAAUAUAAAGAGUCGUAAACCCGAUUUGUUGAUGAAUGUGCAAUUUUAAGCCAGAGUCGGAAAGCUGCAUCAACAAAAAGCAAUCGGAAUACGUACCACAGCCAGGUAUGCAGGAAAAUUAUUUUACAUAAUACAUGUACAUGAUAAGGAGAGCUCGGUCCCGAAAUCGUUUAGAAACUGGGAUUGAUUGUUCGUGUAUGACCCUUACUAAUCGGCCUCUUUGCUUUCCAGAACGCGCCAUGCUCGGUAUUUAAUGUCUUAAAAACUCCGCGCCAACAUGUUCAAGAGGGGAGGAUUAG
Hypoxylon trugodes is the source of this 1523-nucleotide messenger RNA. Its product is annotated as glutathione S-transferase. NCBI's taxonomy places the organism in Eukaryota, Fungi, Ascomycota, Sordariomycetes, Xylariales, Hypoxylaceae. The record is from RefSeq and is a predicted model, not a curated record. The transcript is spliced from 3 exons. Bases 495 to 1196 code for a protein of 233 amino acids.